Caenorhabditis remanei is the source of this 1794-nucleotide messenger RNA. RefSeq lists its product as uncharacterized. Gene Ontology annotation, molecular function: ATP binding; cGMP-dependent protein kinase activity. The record is from RefSeq and is a predicted model, not a curated record. Gene Ontology annotation, biological process: protein phosphorylation. Bases 1 to 1794 code for a protein of 597 amino acids. The transcript has 6 exons. Lineage: Eukaryota; Metazoa; Nematoda; Chromadorea; Rhabditida; Rhabditidae.
AUGCUCACUUGCUCCACAGCAACAUGUCAAAUCGCACCCGCCUAUCCGAAAUUCAUCGAAAAGCUACGUCGUCUCAUAUGGGGUCACGAGCCGUCGACAUCCUACGAGUUCGAUGAGAUGGAACGACACGUGGCACUGAAAUCGCAUCGAAAGAAUGUGAACGACGGAUAUUAUGUGGAGGAGAUUCACUAUGAACCCACACACCAUCAUGUGAUUAGGAAGAAGCAGCCGGGUAGCGGCGGACGGAAUCUGUAUUAUAAGAAAAGUCAGAAAAAAACCGCCUCAGUGCAAGCGCUGACAGACGUGCAAUUAUGGGUACUCGAUCGUUCGGUGUUCCAAAUGAUCACACAGAGAUUGGGGAUGGAACGACACUCGCAGAUUAUUAAUUUCUUGAAAAAUGUAUCAAUUUUCGAGAAUCUCUCGGAAGACCGUAUCUCAAAGAUGGCCGACGUGAUGGAUCAGGACUAUUACGACGGUGGAAACUAUAUCAUUCGACAAGGAGAGAAGGGCGACGCGUUCUUUGUGAUCAACUCGGGACAAGUCAAAGUGACACAACAGAUUGAGGGAGAGAAGGAGCCCAGGGAGAUUCGCAUUUUGAAUCAGGGGGACUUCUUUGGAGAGCGUGCUCUACUCGGCGAGGAGGUCCGCACUGCCAACAUCAUCGCCCAAGCGCCCGGCGUGGAAGUGCUCACUCUCGACCGUGAAUCAUUCACAAAACUGAUCGGAGAUCUCGAGACACUCAAACGAGACUAUGGAGACAAGGAACGACUCGCUCAGAUGGUCCGGGAGCCCCCGAGUCCCGUCAAGAUUCAAGACGAUUUCCGGGAGGAAUUCGCACAAGUCACGUUGAAGAACGUGAAGCGACUGGCGACGUUGGGAGUCGGUGGAUUCGGAAGAGUCGAGUUGGUGUGUGUAAAUGGAGAUAAAUCAAAGACCUAUGCACUGAAAGCGCUGAAAAAGAAGCAUAUCGUUGACACUCGCCAACAGGAACAUAUUUUUGCCGAGAGGAAUAUUAUGAUGGAGACGUCGACGGAUUGGAUCGUCAAACUCUAUAAGACAUUCCGGGAUCAGAAGUUUGUCUACAUGCUUCUUGAAGUGUGUUUGGGUGGAGAACUCUGGACGACACUCCGUGACCGUGGACACUUUGACGACUACACCGCCCGUUUCUAUGUUGCCUGUGUGCUGGAGGGUCUCGAGUACCUACACCGUAAAAAUAUUGUGUAUCGGGAUUUGAAGCCGGAGAAUUGUCUCCUUGCUAACACUGGAUACCUGAAAUUGGUGGAUUUUGGAUUCGCGAAGAAACUGGCGUCCGGGCGGAAGACGUGGACAUUCUGUGGAACUCCAGAGUACGUGUCGCCCGAAAUUAUUCUCAAUAAGGGACACGACCAAGCUGCCGACUACUGGGCCCUUGGUAUCUAUAUCUGUGAGCUGAUGUUGGGACGGCCACCGUUCCAAGCCUCAGACCCUAUGAAGACGUACACGUUGAUUCUGAAGGGAGUCGACGCGUUGGAGAUUCCGAAUCGACGAAUUGGGAAGACAGCGACGGCGUUGGUGAAGAAGUUGUGUCGUGACAAUCCGGGAGAACGGUUGGGAUCGGGAAGCGGUGGUGUGAAUGAUAUCAGGAAGCAUCGAUGGUUUAUGGGAUUCGAUUGGGAGGGGUUGAGGACGAAGACGCUGAAACCGCCAAUCUUGCCGAAGGUGAACAACCCAGCCGACGUGACGAAUUUCGACAACUACCCACCAGACAACGAUGUUCCACCAGACGAGUUCUCCGGAUGGGAUGAGGGAUUCUAA